GUACCACUGCCACACCUGCAAGAUGGUGGAUGGUGUGGGUGUCUGCACUGUGUGUGCCAAGGUCUGCCACAAAGACCAUGACCUGACCUAUGCCAAGUUUGGGUCAUUCUUCUGUGAUUGUGGAGCUAAGGAGGAUGGCAGUUGCAAGGCACUCAUCAAAAGAACAACUCAAGGCGGAUUGGACAGCGGGGCAGCCCCAUUAUCUCAGUCUCCAUUUGCACUGGAGAGUCUACAGCACCACAGCUCCUUGAGACGACGUUUGUCCCCCUCCCCAGACACAGAAGCAAAGCCAUCGGAGGGAUUGAAGUCUCUGGAGCAUAUCAGCAAGGCCAGAGAGGCACUUUAUCAGCAGAUACAGGAAUACAAAGACAAGCUUCUCGAAAGUUUGAAAACAUCAGACACAGUCAGCAGUAUCCUGCACAUUCUGGAUGAAAUUAUACCUGUGCUGACGCAGAGGUACCAGGUGGCUUCUCUUGCAGGCAGCAGCAUGAAUGCACAGCGGGCUCUGAUGGAUUUGCAUAAUCUACCAAAAGAAGUGGAGUGUACUUCAGAUCAGCUCAUGACAGUGACAUUAGGCUCGCAGGAAGGAGCCUUUGAGAACGUCCGCAUGAAUUACAGUGGGGAUCAAGGCCAGGCCAUUAGACAGUUGAUCACCUCCCACAUGCUGCGGCGGGUGGCCAUGUGUGUGCUGUCCUCCCCACAAGGCAAGAGGCAGCAUCUGGCAGUCAGUCACGAGAAAGGGAAGAUGACCAUCCUUCAACUCAGUGCUCUCCUCAAGCAGGCAGACUCCAGCAAAAAGAAGCUGACACUGACUCGCCUGUCCUCUGCUCCUGUCCCAUUCACAGUUCUGUCCAUUACUGGAAACCCUUGCAAUGAGGAUUACCUGGCUGUUUGUGGCUUAAAGGACUGCCAUGUCAUGACAUUCACUAGUUCUGGAACAGUAGCUGACCACCUGGUCCUUCACCCAUCACUGGCCACUGGAAACUUCAUUAUUAAAGCCAUCUGGCUACCGGGAUCUCAGACUGAGCUGGCGAUAGUCACAGCGGAUUUUGUGAAGAUAUAUGACCUCGGAGUGGAUGCUAUUAGCCCUCAGUACUUCUUCCUGCUGCCGAGUGGCAAAAUCAGGGACGUGACCUUCAUAUUCAAUGACGAGAGUCGGGCUCUUGUUCUCAUGGCAUCAUCUGGUUAUAUCUACACACAGACCCUGGAGGAUUCUAGCUCGGCCAGGCAUGGCCCCUUCUACAUCACCAAUGUCAUGGAAGUGAAACAUGUAGAUCUCAAAGAUAUGAAUGGACAAGUAGCUGGUGGGGGUGUCUCUGUGUAUUACUCACAUGCACUGCAGCUCAUUUUCUUCAGCUACGCACAAGGCAAAAGCUUUGCUGCUCCAGUUGCCAAGGACCUGACAACAGUCACCAAUUUAUUUCCCAUCACCUUCAAGAGCUCAAAUGGAGGAGGCAAAGGCGGCAACUCUCAGCCCUUGGUGUCAUGGUCAGAAGUGCCCGGACACACAGGCCUGCUCUACUGCAUGGCCCAGACCACCAACAACCCUAUUGUGCUCAUGAUCAAGCCUGACGUCAUCAUGGUCCAGGAGAUUAAAGUGUUGCCCUCCAAAGCUAAGAUUCAAGAUGUUGUUGCUAUCCGGCAUCCAGCAUCAAACUCAGACCAGCAUCGUACUACUAUGAUACUUCUGUGUGAAGAUGGAAGCUUGAGAAUUUACAUGGCCAAUGUUGAAGCCACAAACUACUGGAUGUCACCCAGCCUCCAGCCUAAGAGUCCUAUUGCUGUACUGAAACCUGUGAAGAAGAAGAAGAUUGUCAAAUCUGGUCGACCAAGCAGUAGUAUUUCUUUUCCUGUUGAUUUCUUUGAGCAUUGUCAGCAUUCCAAUGAUGUAGAGUAUGGAGGGAAUGACAUUCUUCAAGUGUACAACACCCAGCAAGUGAAGAACAGGCUCAACACCACAGGCUUGUAUGUUGCAAGUACCAAGCCUACAGGAUUCACCAUAGACAUCACCAACACAAACACCACCACAGUCCCAGUCGGCGUUCGAGUCUUCGUCGGCUCACAGAGUGCAGAGAGAGCGCCAUCCUACAUUGUAGUGUUUGGAAGAACCACUCAUGUCCAGCUGAACUCAAGAGCUCGUUGGUAUGACAUACCUUUCACCAGAGAGGAGUCUCUUACUGCAGACAAGAAAUUCAGUAUUUUCUUUGGCUGCAGCAUGGAUCCAAAUGCUGUCACAAUGGUUGACUCUGUGAAAGUCUAUGUGAAAACCAAGGAAGCUUUUGGGUGGCCCGAAGAGCCAGAAGAUUUCCCAGAGCCAGCAACAACAUCUGCUGCAAAACUGGUCAACUCAUCCAAUGGCGUGACAGUCUCAGAAUUUGACAAUGUUCCAGCUGUACCGCUUCCUUUGACUGCUGCAGAUAGGUUGCUGGGCAGUGCUCUGGAAGUACUGGAUGGAGCAUUUGUGGUCACCAGCCCACAAGAUGAGAAGGAUCAAGCCAGAGAAAAGACCUUGAACCUGGCUACAUCUCUGCUGACACUGACCACCCCUGAACUUGUCCAGAUGCACACCAAGGCUCUGUUGGCAUCUUUGUUUCCUACAAAAACAGCUUAUCAUAACCACAAGGACCAGGCUCAGCUGAAGUAUGUCAUGUCCUGCCUGUCAUCUCCAGACGUCCCAGACCUAGACGUGGAAGCUUUCCAACACAUGUUGGUUACAGCUCGUUCUCUGUCGGUGUCUAGGCCGGCCAAUCUUGUGAAGUUUGCUGAGAACCAAGAGUCCAGUCAAAUUUUAGAGGUUGCAGAAAGUCAUGAAGAUGACCAGAAGGAACCUGUGAAGGAGAAAGUCUGUGUGCAAACUAUGUACUCACUGACAGAUUCAGAAAAGUUGCAUUUCACAUCCAAGCUGGUAGAUGCUUUUUGGAGACUGCAUGCAGCAAAACCUGCCAACCCUAUGCUGGCACCCGUCUGCUUGCCUGGUCUCACCAAUCUUGAUGUGACAGUGGGAGCUUUGGUGGAAGUCAUUCAUGCAUUCACCCUUUGUGAUACUGAGUGUGUUCAGUUGGCCACCAAACACUUUGUCCGCAUGUUGUUGUCACCGGACCCUGUAGUCAGCUUUUCUUGCAAACAAGCCCUGAUACGGGUACUGAGACCCAGACAUAAGAGACGGCGAGUCUAUAUACCCUCUCCCCCCCUGCUGACCCCUCAAGGAGAUGAAGCAGAUGAUGACAAUGAAGAAGACAAACAGAAUAAAGCAGAAUCCCCUUCCGCAUCACAUUUCCAUCCUCCUGGAGCCAACGAGCCACUUACUCCUCCUCCAGAACAGGACCAGGAGCCAGAAGCUGAUGAGUUAUAUGAGGUAGUGGAUCAUAAUCUAAUGCUUGAUGGUGGUGCUGGCCAGGCUAACGGGAUCCAAGGCUUGGAAGGACUUUGGGACUUGGGACCUAACUUUCCCCCAAUGGUGGAGAUUCCCCCUGAUGCAGACGAUGAGACCAUGGUAGAGUUGGCAAUAGCUCUCAGUCUUCAGGAACAGGGCGGUGGGCAGGUGGCACAGAUCCCCAGCAGCUUGGCUGGCCAGUUAGCCAGCAACCUUGGCAUCCACUUGGGAGAAGGUGCUGGCAACUUGGCUGUUCAAGGAAAUUCUAUAUCAGAAGCUGGCCAGGAGGACGAUGACCUUGAACUCGAAGAACAACCUCUUUCUGAUACAACAGCCUCUGCUCCUGCCAGUGAUGAUGAGAUUGGCAGUACAGCAGCCACUGAUGGUUCCACCCUGAGAACUUCGCCCGCAGAGCAAGGUGGUGGCAGUGGAGCUGGUUCCGAAAGUGGUGGAAGUGCAGUGGACUCUAUAUCUGCCACCAGUGGACGCAGUAGUUCCUAUGGCUUUCACACCACUGAAAGUUUCACGGCAGGAACCAGAAGUGAGGCUGUCAAUUACGGCACCUCAGCAUACCUAGCUCCCUGCAUGGACACAAAUGAACAAGACACUGACAUGACACAGAGACUUCACAGCUUGCGGCUCAGUAUUCUGGAGACUUUGUUAAGUUACAUCCCAGAAGUGCAGAAAGUUGGAGGAGUCAGAGCUAUUCCCUUCAUGCAGGUGCUUCUGAUUCUGACCACAGACCUUGAGGCAGAUGAAGAUAGAGACAAAGCAACACUGGAUCUGUUCCUCACUACAGUUAUAACAGAAUUGGACCUGUCUGGCAAUGACUUGGAACAAAUUGCUUGCCGCAGUGACCGCAAUGAGGUGAAGUUGAUCCUGCUUCGACUGGUCAGUGUACUGUUGUCCAGAUCAAGGUCGGGGUCAAAGUAUUCAAGUGAGUCAUCCUUCAUCAGUAGCAAGACGGCAUCUGCCCUGUUGCAGUCAGGCACAAUCCCCUACUGCUUGCAGGUGCUCAGGAGUUUGCUUCCCUACUGGAGGGACUACAAUGCUGAUGAGGAGGAUGCAUCAAAUGUCCCAGGUCAACUUUUGAAGCCACACCCAUCACAUGCCCCUCCUGACAUGUCACCUUUCUUCCUGCGUCAGUAUGUCAAAGGUCAUGCCAGUGACGUGUUCCAGGACUACCCACAGCUACUGACAGAGAUGGUGCUGCGGUUACCAUAUCAGUUGAAAAAGAUUGCUGAUGACCAAAAACUGCAUGGAUCAGUGUUUGAUACCAAAUGGCAUGAACUGCUGUCUGAGUAUAUGCUGACUCAGCAGACUUUGUCUGUGAAACGUCAAGUGAGGAAGCUUCUUCUGUUCAUUUGUGGCUCCAAAGAGAAAUACAGACAGCUGCGUGAUGACCAUACAAUCCAGUCCAACCUGAAGCAGAUGACAGAAACAUGCAAGAAGGGGGGCCUGGAAGGAGGAGUGGACAUGGCACCACAUAGUAUCAUACUGCCCUAUGAUACAUUGCUUACCAUGAUCGAACAUCUCAAAGUGGUUUGUGACAUUGCCUCUUCCAGACCAUACAACUGGCAACUCUACUGUCAUCUCAAACAAGAAACUCUGCCCUAUUUGAUGCAAGCAAGCAUCCUUCUGGAUGAAGGUGUUGCACCAACACUGCUACAGCUCUUGCAGUGUGCUAUUUGUGGAGUUAAAGGUCAUGGCCACAGUCAAGGCAGUGCAUCCGGUAGCUCCUCAACCUCUCCAGUUAAACUUCGAGGGAAGAAAGAAAAGGACUCAGUCAAGAUCAAAAUGGAUGAUUUAGAUUCAAGUGGCGUGUUCAAGAAAGGAGAGGAAGGCAGUAGACCCUUUGAUGAUAGUUUGUGUCAGGAGCUGGUGAGGCAGCUGAACACAACACUGGACAGAAACCUCUUUAUCAAAUUUAUCAGGACAUACCUUUUGGACUCCAAUUCCUCAAGUAACAGAUGGAUGGCUCAUGGACUUGUGCUACAGAUCUACAGAAACUCAAGCCAAGAGGAACAGCAAGACCUGCUGGGUUCACUGUGGGGCCUAUGGCAGGAAGUGCCGGUGUUUGGGCGGAAGGCUGCACAGUUUGUGGAUCUUCUAGGCUACUUCUUACUGAAGACACCUGGACUAGCAGACAAGAAAGUGUCAGAGUAUUUGCAGAAGGUAGUGUCACUUCUGAAGGAUGAAAACCACAUCCUGGUCCAUCAUCCAAAUGCUAUAAUAUAUAACAUGUUACAGGGCCUUGUAGACUUUGAUGGCUACUACCUUGAGAGUGACCCCUGUCUAGUCUGCAAUAACCCAGAGGUGCCUUUCCAGACUCUGAAGCUGUCUGCUGUGAAAGUUGACUCCAAGUUUACUACAACCACCCAGAUAGUCAAACUUGUAGGCAGUCACACUAUUUCCAAAAUAUCUCUACGAAUCAGUGAUCUCAAGAGAACUAAAAUGGUUCAGACUCUAAACUUCUACUACAACAACCGCUCAGUUCAGGCUGUGGUGGAGUUGAGAAACAGACCUGGACUGUGGCAUAAAGCUCGUAAGGUCAGGCUGACUUCAGGUCAAACAGAGGUCAAGGUAGAGUUCCCCAUUCCCAUAGUGGCCUGUAACCUGAUGAUUGAGUAUGCUGACUUCUACGACAAUCUACAAGCAACAGCAGAGACCCUGCAAUGCCCUCGAUGCAGUGCCAGCGUGCCUGCAUCUCCAGGAGUUUGUGGCAACUGUGGGGAGAAUGUGUACCAGUGUCACAAGUGCAGUGGAUUGAAAGAUCCGUUCCUGUGCAACUCUUGUGGCUUCUGUAAGUAUGCCAAGUUUGACUUCACACUUCUGGCCAAGCCCUGCUGUGCGGUGGAUCCAAUUGAAAAUGAGGAAGAUAGGAAAAAGGCCAUUUCAAGUAUCAAUUCCUUGUUGGAGAAAGCUGACCGCAUCUACAAACAGCUUCAGUUGCACAGGCCAGUGUUGGAGAGUCUGUUGAUUCAAGUGGCUGAACACGGCUCAGAUAGACCACUCACUGGUGGGAAGGAGGCAAAUGGAGCAGCAGGGGCUGUCCCAGUGAGCAGUGUUAACAAAGCCAUUCAGCUGCUGGCACAAAAGUACUGUGGAGAAUGCAAGGCUGCUUUUGAUGAACUCAGCAAGAUCAUCCAGAAAGUAAUGGCUUGUCGGCGAGAACUUGUCGAAUAUGAUCAGCAACAGAGGGAAGCAGUGGCUGCCAAAGGACAAGUGCCUGUGCCUACAGGAAUAAAGCCCAAGCUGAGUGAUCAGGAUACCAAGAGAUGCAAAGCAGGCCCCGUGGUCAGGGAAAAGAAGGAGGGGCUGAAAACCGGCAACUGUUAUGGUUGUGCUAGUGCUGCAGUGGAGCAUUGCAUCACUUUGCUGAGAGCUUUGGUGACCAACUCUGACAUGAGGCAGAUUUUGUGUAGCCAGGGUAUGAUCCAGCAGCUGAUCGACUACAACCUGCGUCAUGGGGCCCUGUCAGUACGCAAUGAAGUUCGUACUUUACUGUGUUUGCUGACUCGUGACAACCGCCGGGGUACUGAAGAGAUGAACAACUUGGUCAUGACUCGGAUUACAGCUGCCAUCAAAGGGCACCAGUCCAAUCCAGAUUUGGGCUCCUCUGUGAGACAUGAGAUCAUGUUACUGGCUGCUUCUCUGCAUCAAGAUGAUUCUUGUUGGGAACAGAGAACUCGAUGCGUGAUGCGCCUGUUUUUGAUGGGGAUGCAGAUGCGCAACCCUGUGAUCAUGGAGUCCAUUACUCUGCCGUGUCUGAGAAUCUUGCAGGGUCUGGUCAAACAUGAUCUCAUUAUCAGUGGAAAGAAAAAGGAUGGAGAGAAAGCUGGCACUGACUCAAUGCCAGCAAAGUUUCAUAUGGAUGUGAAGAAGUGGCUAGCAGGAGACUCCAGAUACUCUUACCAGAAUUGGAAGAAGCGACUCCCUAGACCAACAGGUCACUCAGAGGUCAACACUGGGGAAAAGAAGUCUCAGGAGGCAGUGAAGAAGCCGGACGUCCAUGCGGAAUAUUUGAUGGAGAAAUACGCCAAUCGCUGGAAGCAGAACAUGUGGAAGGUGCCAGCUGUGACACUGAAACUGACUCAGACCACCUGGUUACAACAGGCAAUGUUCUCACCAAGCUCUAGGUCAGCUAGACAGACAGCAUGCAGUGUCAUUGAAGCCAUUUCCCAGGUUUUCAGCAGACGCAAGGAAGUUAUAGACAUGCUGACCAGCUGUCUGGAUGAAGUCGGUCGGAGUGGGGAGUGUGCCACAGAGUUCCUUGGUCUUUACAAACGCUUGAUCGGUCAGGACAAGUGGAAGUUUUACCUGGCCAUCAAGGGAGUUAUGCUGCACCUUGCUGACCUGAUAACUAAGGAAGUGGACCAUCUGCAGUACCUAGAGGAGACCACUCUCAGCUCAGACUUGGCCCAGGGCUUUGCUCUGAAAUCUUUAACAG
Candidula unifasciata is the source of this 7823-nucleotide messenger RNA. NCBI's taxonomy places the organism in Eukaryota, Metazoa, Mollusca, Gastropoda, Stylommatophora, Geomitridae. The record is from the annotation of a GenBank genome assembly.